Cajanus cajan (pigeon pea) is the source of this 974-nucleotide messenger RNA. The record is from RefSeq and is a predicted model, not a curated record. Lineage: Eukaryota; Viridiplantae; Streptophyta; Magnoliopsida; Fabales; Fabaceae.
AUGUCAACUCCAGCCAUAUACCAUAAGAAGUUUAAAGCCUUCUACCCCUCCUACCACUCUGAAGAGAAUUGCAAAAAAGUGGUGAACCAAGUGGUCAACGCUUAUGGCCACAUUGACAUUCUGGUCAACAAUGCAGCUGAGCAGUACGAGAGUGAUUCAUUGGAAGAGAUUGAUGAAGCAAGACUCGAGAGGGUGUUCCGAACUAAUAUCUUUUCCCAUUUCUUCAUGACCAAGCAUGCAUUGAAGCACAUGAAGGAAGGAAGCAGCAUUAUAAACACGGCAUCAGUGAAUGCAUACAAGGGACAUGCAACGCUAGUGGAUUACACGUCGACGAAGGGUGCUGUUGUGGGGUUUACGAGGGCACUCGCGCUUCAACUUGUGACAAAGGGAAUAAGAGUGAACGGGGUAGCACCUGGACCCAUUUGGACUCCGUUAAUAGUGGCAAGUUCCACGGAGGAAGAAAUUACUCGAUUUGGUUCAGAUGUGGCUAUGAAGAGAGCUGGGCAACCCAUUGAGGUUGCUCCAUCUUAUGUGUUUCUUGCGAGCAACCAAUGUUCUUCUUACGUAACUGGCCAAGUCCUCCACCCUAAUGGUGGAAGCAUUGUGAACGCUUAAUGAAGGAUAAAUGACACUCGUUAAUCGAGACUGGUGUAUGGUUCUUGUCUACGUAAACUAUGUUAUGUAUGGCAGAUAGCACAGUGCUGAUGUGUAUGAAGGAAUAAAUGUUAGCUCUAAUGGAAAGCAAGUGUGUGUAUUGCUUCCAAUCGUAUAGACCUGAUAAAAUAUUGUUUGUAAGUAAAUGUAUAUGUAUCCAUAAAUUUGUGGGCAAGUUUUUAAAUGAGUCUAUUGUAGUUGCUGUGGAUAAAUGUGAUCAUUGUAGACCUCGAUCGCAGUCUGAUGAGGACUGAGGUUGCCACAUAUGUCAUUGUGAUGUCAUUAUAAAAUUUCGUGUCUGCCUGAUUGUUUUUAAUUUA